Molecule: messenger RNA, 948 nt
Organism: Lachnellula hyalina
Lineage: Eukaryota; Fungi; Ascomycota; Leotiomycetes; Helotiales; Lachnaceae
Exons: 6
Coding region: 1-948 (315 amino acids)
Source: RefSeq, a predicted model, not a curated record
AUGGUCAAAAUCGCAAUAGCUGGUGGUACAGGGAGUUUCGCCCGGACGAUUAUCGACGUGCUAGUAGCAACCAAAAAGCAUGAUAUCCUCAUCCUUUCCCGCAAGGAUCCUGCUACCGUGGAAGAUCGACCUAGAGUGACCUGGGCAAAGACUGAUUACACCGACAAAGCCCAGCUCUCCAGCAUUCUUCAUGGUGUACACACCGUCUUCGCAUUCAACAGUCCAGUUGGAGAUCCAGAUAGCAUGGCCCAGAGAAAUGUGAUUGACGCAUCAAUCGCAGCAGGGGUAAAGCGUUUUGCUCCGAAUGAGUGGUCGGGUUCGAAAUUCGAUGAGCUUCCCUGGUAUGGAGAGAAGGCGAAAGUUAGGGCCUACCUCGAAGAGAUCAAUAAAGAAAAUAAGGUCCUCGAGUACACGCUCUUCCAACCAGGAUUGAUAAUUGACUAUUUGGUACCGGAGGGAAAUUUAAAAUACCUCAAAGUCAUGCCGCUAUGGAUCGACUUCCAAGGCCGCCGAGGCAUAACCCUCGCCGAUAAAGAAUGCAUAUACACGUUUACGACUAUUUCUGACAUGGCUAACAUUGUAGCACGAGCAAUUGAGUACGAAGGCGAGUGGCCGGUCGUGGGUGGGAUUCGCGGAACCACGAUGUCGGAUGCCAAGCUAUUGGAAAUCGGGGCCAAAGUUCGAGGUAGAAAGUUCGACAUUAGUUCUCUGCGGGAGGGGGACGUCCGAGCCGACGAUAUUCGUUCCUCGUGGCUUCCACAGUUCAGAGAUCCUAAUAUUCCAGCAGAGCAGGCCGAGCAAUUCGCCAAGCUUGUUACGAAGGGUAGUCUUCUCAGUGGUGUUUCUGAAUCCUGGGUUGUGUCGGAUGUGUGGAAUCGUCUGUUCCCCGACUAUAAAUUCAAAGAUGCAGAGAAGUUUCUUGCGGAACAGUGGGCUGGACAAGCUUAA